Dicentrarchus labrax (European seabass) is the source of this 7082-nucleotide messenger RNA. Its product is annotated as NACHT, LRR and PYD domains-containing protein 5-like. The transcript has 29 exons. The coding region runs from base 215 to 6454 and encodes 2079 amino acids. NCBI's taxonomy places the organism in Eukaryota, Metazoa, Chordata, Actinopteri, Moronidae. The record is from RefSeq and is a predicted model, not a curated record. Gene Ontology annotation, molecular function: protein binding.
AUACAACAUUAUUAUUAUUUUACUGUCAAAGUCUCUGAGUCAGUUUUCUUCCUGUGGACUGUAGAGGACAGAAAUGUUAGAAUGAACUCAACAGUUUGAUUCAUCUGUGGAUACAAAGUUGUGAUUGACUGAAUAAUACAGAUUAAAGCUACUGUAACCCAAGAAAACAAGUACAGGGUUAAAGAAAGUGACCAGACUGACUGAAGUGCAGAAGAUGAGUGUUUGUGUGGAGGAAGAGGAGGACAGAGCGGAGUCUCCAGUGUCCAGCUGUCUGUCUAUGAAGAGUGAUCUGUCCAUACAUGAUCCUCCAGACUUCAGUAAUGAACCUGGACCCUCAGACACAAAACUGACUGAAGUCCAGAAGAUGAGUGUUUGUGUGGAGGAAGAGGAGGACAGAGCAGAGUCUCCAGUGUCCAGCUGUCUGUCUAUGAAGAGUGAUCGGUCCAAACAUAAUCCUCUGAACUUCAGUAAUGAACCUGGACCCUCAGACACAAAAGAGAAGAAGAGGAGUCAUGUUUCUGUGGAGGAGCAGCUGUCCUGCUGUGUUUUGUGUCAGGACGUCCUGAAGGAUCCAGUCUCUACCAGCUGUGGACACUGGUUCUGCAGACAGUGCAUCACCUCAUACUGGGACCAGUCUGCUUCAUCAGGAGACUCCUCCUGUCCCCAGUGUGGAGAAAGAUCCAGAACAAGAGCUGGACUGCAGACAGCCAGUCAGACCAGCACUGUACAAAUGAGUGGUGGUCUGCAGGAGGUUUUAGAUGAACAUAAGAUCAGUCUGAAGACGAGAUGUAAACAUGUGACUGAAGGAACUGAUGAAACAGGAAGCGGAACCCUCCUCAACAGGAUCUACACUGAGCUCUACAUCACAGAGGGACAGAGUGAAGAGGUUAAUACCCAACAUGAGGUGAGGCAGCUUGAGAUAGCUUCCAAGAUGGAGACCCUCCAUGACACUCCAAUCAAGUGCCACGAGAUCUUUAAAGCCUUACCUGACCAACAGAGACACAUCAGAGUGGUUCUGACGAACGGCGUCGCUGGCGUUGGAAAAACCUUCUCAGUGCAGAAGUUCACUCUGGACUGGGCAGAGGACUUGGAAAACCAAGAUGUCAGUCUGGUGGUUCUGCUUUCGUUCAGAGAGCUGAACCUGAUUAAAGAUGAGCAGUACAGUCUUCUCAGGCUGCUCCAUGUUUUCCAUCCAACAUUACAGAAGGUCACAGCAGAGCAGCUCGCUGUCUGUAAACUUUUGUUCAUCUUUGACGGCCUGGAUGAAAGCAGACUUUCACUGGAUUUCCACAACAAUGAGGUUGUGUCUGACGUCACACAGAAGUCUUCAGUCAACGUGCUGUUGACAAACCUCAUCAAAGGGAAUCUGCUUCCCUCGGCUCUCGUCUGGAUCACUUCCAGACCUGCAGCAGCCAAUCAGAUCCCUCCUGAAUGUGUCGACAGGGUAACAGAAGUACGAGGCUUCACUGACGCCCAGAAGGAGGAGUACUUCAGGAGGAGAGUCAGUGAUGAAGAUCUGUCCAACAGGAUCAUCUCACACAUCAAGACCUCCAAGAGCCUCCACAUCAUGUGUCUAAUCCCAGUCUUCUGCUGGAUCACUGCUACAGUUCUGGACCACAUGUUGACUACAGACCAGAGAGGAGAGCUGCCCAAGACCCUGACUGACAUGUACUCACACUUCCUGCUGGUUCAGACAAAGAGGAAGAAGCAGAAGUAUGAUGAAGGACAUAAGAAGAGUCCACAGGAGCUGAUGGAGGCUGACAGGGAAGUUCUUCUGAAGCUGGGGAGGCUGGCGUUUGAACAGCUGGAGAAAGGAAACAUCAUGUUCUACCAAGAAGACCUGGAGCAGUGUGGUCUUGAUGUCACAGAGGCCUCGGUGUACUCAGGAGUUUGUACAGAAAUCUUCAAAAGAGAGAGUGUGAUCUUCCAGAAAAAAACAGUCUACUGCUUUGUUCAUCUGAGUAUUCAGGAGUUUCUGGCUGCAGUCUAUGUGUUCCACUGUUACACCAACAGGAACACCAAAGUACUGGAGGACUUCCUGGGGGAAGACUACAGCAGGGACUCAAAACCAAAGACUAUUUUCCAGAAGAUUUUGAAGUUUUUUCGAAAUAAUGAUAGCCUUGACCGUCAUGAUGACCUUCAUCAGACAUAUCUGAAUGUCUUCCUGAGAGAUUCCAUGGAGAAAUCCCUCAAAAGUAAAAAUGGCCACCUGGACCUGUUUGUUCGCUUCCUUCAUGGCCUCUCUCUGGAGUCCAACCAGAGACUCUUAGGAGGCUUGCUGGGUCAGACAGACAACAAUCCAGAAAUCAUCCAGAGAGCCAUCAACAAUCUGAAGGAGAUGAACAGUGAUGAUAUCUCUCCUGACAGAAGCAUCAACAUCUUCCACUGUCUGAUGGAGAUGAACGACCACUCAGUCCAUCAGGAGAUCCAAGAGUUCCUGAAGUCAGAGAACAGAUCAGAGAAGGAACUCUCUGAGAUCCACUGCUCAGCUCUGGCCUACAUGCUGCAGAUGUCAGAGGAGGUUCUGGAUGAGUUGGACCUGAAGAAGUACAAUACAUCAGUGAAGGGACGACUGAGACUGAUUCCAGCUGUGAGGAACUGCAGAAAGGCUCUACUUUACUCAUGUAGACUCUCAGAGACUCACUGUGAAGUUGUGGCCUCAGCUCUGAAGUCCAACCCCUCCCAUCUGAGAGAUCUGAACCUGAGUAACAACGAGCUACAGGAUUCAGUAGUGAAGCUGUUGUGUGCUGGACUGGAGAGUAAAAACUGGAGACUGGAGACUCUGAGAUUGAGUUGCUGCAGUUUGUCAGAGGUCAGCUGUGAUUAUCUGGUCUCAGCUCUGAAGUCCAACCCCUCCCAUCUGAGAGAGCUGGACCUGAGUUUCAACAAUCUGCAGGAAUCAGGAGUGAAGCUGCUGUGUGGUUUUCUGGAGAAUCCACACAGUAGACUGGGGACUCUGAGAUUGUUGGGCUGCAGUUUGUCAGAGAUCAGCUGUGAUUAUCUGGUCUCAGCUCUGAAGUCCAACCCCUCCCAUCUGAGAGAGCUGAACCUGAGUUACAACAAGCUGCAGGAUUCAGGAGUGAAGCUGCUGUGUGGUUUUCUGGAGAGUCCACACUGUAGACUGGAGACUCUGGGAUUGAGUGGCUGCAGUUUGUCAGAGAUCAGCUGUGAUUAUCUGGUCUCAGCUCUGAAGUCCAACCCCUCCCAUCUGAGAGAGCUGAACCUGAGUAACAACAAGCUGCAGGAUUCAGGAGUGAAGCUGCUGUGUGGUUUUCUGGAGAGUCCACACUGUAGACUGGAGACUCUGAGAUUGAGGAACUGCAGUUUGUCAGAGAUCAGUUGUGAUUAUCUGGUCUCAGCUCUGAAGUCCAACCCCUCCCAUCUGAGAGAGCUGGACCUGAGUCUCAACUACCUGCAGGAUUCAGAUGUGAAGCUGCUGUCUGAUCUUGUGGAGAGUCCACACUGUAGACUGGAGACUCUGAGAUUGAGGAGCUGUAAUUUGUCAGAGAUCAGCUGUGAUUAUCUGGUCUCAGCUCUGAAGUCCAACCCCUCCCAUCUGAAAGAUCUGGAGCUGAGUAUCAACAAGCUGCAGGAUUCAGGAGUGAAGCUGCUGUGUGAUCUUGUGGAGAGUCCCCAGUGUAGACUGGAGACUCUGAGAUUGAGGGUCUGCAGUUUGACAGAGAUCAGCUGUGAUUAUCUGGUCUCAGCUCUGAAGUCCAACCCCUCCCAUCUGAGAGAACUGGAACUGAGUCUCAACAACCUGCAGGAUUCAGGAGUGAAGCUGCUAUGUGGUUUUCUGGAGAGUCCACACUGUAGACUGGAGACUCUGAGAUUGAAUUACUGCAGUUUGUCAGAGAUCAGCUGUGAUUAUCUGGUCUCAGCUCUGAAGUCCAACCCCUCCCAUCUGAGAAAGCUCAACCUGAGUAACAACAACCUGCAGGAUUCAGGAGUGAAGCUGCUGUGUGGUUUUCUGGAGAGUCCACACUGUAGACUGGAGACUCUGAGUUUGUGGUACUGCAGUUUGUCAGAGAUCAGCUGUGAUUAUCUGGUCUCAGCUCUGAAGUCCAACCCCUCCCAUCUGAGAGAGCUGGACCUGAGUGCCAACAAUCUGCAGGAUUCAGGAGUGAAGCUGCUGUCUAAUCUUGUGAAGAGUCCACACUGUAGACUGGAGACUCUGAGAUUGAGUCGUUGCAGUUUGUCAGAGAUCAGCUGUGAUUAUCUGGUCUCAGCUCUGAAGUCCAACCCCUCCCAUCUGAGAGAGCUGAGGCUGAGUCACAACAAUCUGCAGGAUUCAGGAGUGAAGCUGCUGUGUGGUUUUCUGGAGAGUCCACACUGUAGACUGGAGACUCUGAGAUUGAGCCGUUGCAGUUUGUCAAAGAUCAGCUGUGAUUAUCUGGUCUCAGCUCUGAAGUCCAACCCCUCCCAUCUGAGAGAUCUGAGGCUGAAUCACAACGAACUGCUGGAUUCAGGAGUGAAGCUGCUGUGUGGUUUUCUGGAGAGUCCACACUGUAGACUGGAGACUGUGAGAUUGAGUCAUUGCAGUCUGUCAGAAAUCAGCUGUGAUUAUCUGGUCUCAGCUCUGAAGUCCAACCCCUCCCAUCUGAGAGAGCUGAGGCUGAGUAACAACAACAAUCUGCAGGAUUCAGGAGUGAAGCUGCUGUGUGGUUUUCUGGAGAGUCCACACUGUAGACUGGAGACUCUGAGAUUGAGGGACUGCAGGUUGUCAGAGAUCAGCUGUGAUUAUCUGGUCUCAGCUCUGAAGUCCAACCCCUCCCAUCUGAGAGAGCUGAACCUGAGUAACAACAAUCUGCAGGAUUCAGGAGUGAAGCUGCUGUGUGGUUUUCUGGAGAGUCCACACUGUAGACUGGAGACUCUGAGACUGAGGGGCUGCAGUUUGUCAGAGAUCAGCUGUGAUUAUCUGGUCUCAGCUCUGAAGUCCAACCCCUCCCAUCUGAGAGAGCUGAGGCUGAGUAACAACAAUCUGCAGGAUUCAGGAGUGAAGCUGCUGUGUGGUUUUCUGGAGAGUCCACACUGUAGACUGGAGACUCUGAGAUUUAGGGGCUGCAGGUUGUCAGAGAUCAGCUGUGAUUAUCUGGUCUCAGCUCUGAAGUCCAACCCCUCCCAUCUGAGAGAGCUGAGGCUGAGUAACAACAAUCUGCAGGAUUCAGGAGUGAAGCUGCUGUGUGGUUUUCUGGAGAGUCCACACUGUAGACUGGAGACUCUGAGAUUGUGGGGCUGCAGUUUGUCAGAGAUCAGCUGUGAUUAUCUGGUCUCAGCUCUGAAGUCCAACCCCUCCCAUCUGAGAGAGCUGAACCUGAGUGACAACAAUCUGCAGGAUUCAGGAGUGAAGCUGCUGUGUGGUUUUCUGGAGAGUCCACACUGUAGACUGGAGACUCUGAGAUUGAGUUACUGCAGUUUGUCAGAGAUCAGCUGUGAUUAUCUGGUCUCAGCUCUGAAGUCCAACCCCUCCCAUCUGAGAGAGCUGAACCUGAGUGCCAACAAUCUGCAGGAUUCAGGAGUGAAGCUGCUGUGUGGUUUUCUGGAGAAUCCACACUGUAGACUGGAGACUCUGAGAUUGAGUGACUGCAGUUUGUCAGAGAUCAGCUGUGAUUAUCUGGUCUCAGCUCUGAAGUCCAACCCCUCCCAUCUGAGAGAUUUGAGGUUGAGUUACAACGAGCUGCAGGAUUCAGGAGUGAAGCUGCUGUGUGGUUUUCUGGAGAGUCCACACUGUAGACUGGAGACUCUGAGAUUGAGUGACUGCAGUUUGUCAGAGAUCAGCUGUGAUUAUCUGGUCUCAGCUCUGAAGUCCAACCCCUCCCAUCUGAGAGAGCUGGACCUGAGUAACAACAAUCUGCAGGAUUCAGGAGUGAAGCUGCUGUGUGGUUUUCUGGAGAGUCCACACUGUAGACUGAAGACUCUGAGAUUGAGUGACUGCAGUUUGUCAGAGAUCAGCUGUGAUUAUCUGGUCUCAGCUCUGAAGUCCAACCCCUCCCAUCUGAGAGAGCUGGACCUGAGUUACAACAAGCUGCAGGAUUCAGGAGUGAAGCUGUUGUGUGCUGGACUGGAGAGUAAAAACUGUAGACUGGAGACUCUGAGAUUGAUUGACUGCAGUUUGUCAGAGAUCAGCUGUGAUUAUCUGGUCUCAGCUCUGAAGUCCAACUCCUCCCAUCUGAGAGAGCUGAACCUGAGUAUCAACAAGCUGCAGGAUUCAGGAGUGAAGCUGCUGUGUGGUUUUCUGGAGAGUCCACACUGUAGACUGGAGACUCUGAGAUUGUGGGACUGCAGUUUGUCAGAGAUCAGCUGUGAUUGUCUGGGCUCAGCUCUGAAGUCCAACCGCUCCCAUCUGAGAGAGCUGGACCUGAGUGACAACAAGCUGCAGGAUUCAGGAGUGAAGCUGCUGUCUGAUCUUGUGGAGAGUCCACACUGUAGACUGGAGACUCUGAGAUGGUGGUGAUCUCAGUCAGAGUGUGAGUGGUGAGGAAGGAGGUUGUGUUGGAGGAUCAGCUGUGUCCUGAUGAUCCAGAGAGGUUGAAGCAGCAGCAUCAGCUCUGACUGGGCCAUGUUACUGGGAGGUAGAGUGGAGAGGAGAGCUUCAUCCAGCAGUGACUGACAGAGGAAUCACAACCAGUGGAGAUGACUCUCAGUGCUGCAGUCUGAACUGCUCUGAGAUCAGCUCCACUGUCAGACAUCCAUCAUAUUCUGUAACAGGUUGCAUUAUUUACAGAAAGCAGUGUGUUUACAGUGUGUUUACUGAUGAGCUGAAUGCAACAACACUAAUGAAAGUGUAAGAAUGGGGAUAAACUUUCAUCACUUUCUGUGUUUAAAAUGGUCGUAAUUAAUGUUUAUGUGGACCUGCCCAGGGACUGCAGAUGGAAAUUAAUUAGUAGCUAAAUCUGGUAAAAUGCAUCUCUGCUCCUUGUAUGAGAUUAAUGUGUUUUUGUUUAUGGUCCCUGAUAAAUAAAUAUAAUUAACUAAACUAAUAAUGAGAAAUAAGUUGAGUCCCCAUCUGCAUGAGACUGUCAGUGAAAUGUUUUUUUCUUCUGUAAUGAGCAAAAGAUAUUAAACAACGUUGUUAUGUGUCA